Messenger RNA from Chelonoidis abingdonii (Abingdon island giant tortoise), 3580 nucleotides. It is a transcript of the gene SPAG6, whose product is annotated as sperm associated antigen 6. Gene Ontology annotation, cellular component: sperm principal piece; microtubule cytoskeleton; acrosomal vesicle. Lineage: Eukaryota; Metazoa; Chordata; Testudines; Testudinidae. Gene Ontology annotation, biological process: neuron projection extension; sperm axoneme assembly; filopodium assembly. Gene Ontology annotation, molecular function: microtubule binding. The record is from RefSeq and is a predicted model, not a curated record.
GCGAAGCAGCAGCUGCCUGGUCCGGCGCGGCCCUGCUCUGCCCGGGAAUCCGCGUGAGGGGAUUCGCGCGCCGCGCUGGUAGCCCAAGUAGAGAGCGCCAGGUGCCCCCCCCGCAACCCCUCUCAUUGACUCCCCACCACCCGGAGCCAUGAGCCAGAGGCAGGUCUUACAAGUUUUCGAGCAGUAUCAAAAAGCCCGAACGCAGUUUGUUCAAACGGUUGCUGAACUUGCUACUAGGCCACAGAAUAUCGAGACCCUCCAGAAUGCAGGUGUAAUGUCUUUGCUGAGGCCUCUUCUGUUGGAUGUGGUCCCAACUAUUCAACAGACUGCUGCUUUGGCUCUUGGGAGACUUGCCAAUUAUAACGAUGACCUGGCAGAGGCGGUUGUUAAGGGAGACAUUCUUCCACAGCUUGUAUAUUCAUUGGCUGAACAGAAUCGUUUCUACAAAAAAGCAGCUGCAUUUGUGUUAAGAGCCGUUGGUAAACAUUCUCCUCAGCUAGCUCAAGCGAUAGUUGAUUGUGGAGCAUUGGAUACACUUGUGAUUUGCUUGGAAGAUUUUGACCCUGGAGUAAAGGAAGCUGCAGCAUGGGCACUUGGGUAUAUUGCCAGACAUAAUGCAGAACUGUCACAAGCUGUGGUGGAUGCAGGAGCUGUUCCUCUUUUAGUACUCUGUAUCCAGGAGCCAGAAAUUGCUUUGAAAAGGAUUGCUGCCUCAGCCCUCAGUGAUAUUUCAAAGCAUUCUCCAGAGUUAGCCCAGACAGUAGUGGAUGUGGGGGCUAUUGCUCACUUAGCUCAGAUGAUCCUGAACCCUGAUGCUAAACUGAAGCGUCAGGUGCUUUCAGCUCUCAGCCAAAUAGCAAAGCAUUCUGUGGAUCUUGCUGAAAUGGGAGUUGAAGCAGAAAUUUUCCCAGUUGUACUCACAUGCUUGAAGGACUCAGAUGAAUAUGUCAAGAAAAAUGCUGCAACUUUAAUUAGAGAGAUAGCAAAGCACACGCCUGAGCUUUCACAACUUAUAGUCAAUGCAGGAGGAGUUGCUGCUGUGAUUGAUUGUAUUGGCAACUGCAAAGGAAAUGUCAGGCUGCCUGGCAUCAUGAUGCUUGGCUACGUAGCAGCUCAUUCUGAGAACCUGGCAAUGGCAGUGAUCAUCUCCAAGGGGGUGCCACAGCUGUCUAUCUGCUUGUCAGAGGAACGAGAAGAUCAUAUUAAGGCAGCGGCUGCUUGGGCCUUGGGACAGAUUGGAAGACAUACUCCAGAGCAUGCACGUGCUGUUGCUGUAACAAAUGUGUUACCACUGCUGCUUUCCCUGUAUAUGGAAACAGAAAGCUCAGAAGAUCUUCAAGUAAAAACUAAAAAGGCCCUAAAGAACAUCUUGCAGAAAUGCACAUAUCUGCCAGCACUUGAACCCUUGCUGCAUGAUGCACCUCCCAAUAUUCUGAAACACGUAGUUGGGCAGUUCAGUAAGGUCCUGCCGCAUGAUAGCAAAGCACGACGUCUCUUUGUAACAAGUGGUGGACUUAAAAAAGUUCAAGAGAUAAAAGCAGAGCCGGGGUCACUUCUUCAAGAGUACAUCAACACUAUUAACAAUUGUUACCCAGAGGAAAUAGUAAGGUAUUAUUCGCCUGGAUAUUCUGAUGCACUUCUGGAAAGAGUGGAAAAUUAUCAACCAGUUUUAUAAAUGCUUUGAUUUUUUCUGUUAAAAUAGUCUAUUUCUCAUAUGUGCUUUUCUGAUGAGCAUGAAAAUACAGUACAGUAUAGCCAGAAACUCUUGCUGAAUUCUGAAAUAUUUAUCUUUUUCCUAUCCCCUGAACUAUUAAUCACCAUUAUUAAUCCUUUGUCAGUUUGAAGAAAUAACCUUGAUUUUUUUGUGUGUUGUAGUGUUUGUGCAAGCUCACAUUGAGAACAAGGAUUCUCAGAUGUCAAGAGUUCAUGUUUCUCAAAAGUCACUCAUGCUGCAGAGUACUGAGCACUGCCUGGAUGUACUUGGGAGCCCUCUUCAGCUCCCACUGCACUCAAUGGAAGUUGAAGGAGCUCAGUGUCUCCAGCAAGUGGUAUUUUGUUCUGUAUAUAAUUAGUUUCUGAAGUUUUGCUCCUCUUUUUCUGAUUUUUUCUGCCUGAUCCUACAACUAGUUAUUACCUCAUGUUUCACUAAAACUCCAUAUGAGAGCAAGGAUUUGUGAUGGAGAAAGUCUUUGUCGAAUCAGUCCUUAUUCUUUAUUUCCUCGUGGAAAGCUAGUGGUUAUCUGACCGGGGCCCAGGCUUUGACUUUCCCAGUAUUGUAACUAUUUCCCUGUUUGUACCUUUAUAUAUAGGUUAGAGCUCCCCAGGUCUGAGAGAAUCCUAACUCUUUUGUUAUUAUGCAAUCAGUUUUCCUCUGAAACAUUUCCAACCCCUCCUUGAUGGAAAACAAGAGACUGACUUAUUAGGUAUGAUUUUGGUCUAUAGGGGCCAAAGUAGGUAUAAAAUAGACAAGCUGUCAGGGUCUGACAGUGAUAUGAGGACCAAAUCUUACCUUGGCUGGUGCAGUAUGGUGGACCAGGAAUCCUGGCCAGUGCAUCCUCUGCAGGAGUCCUGCUGCUCGAGGUAAGAUUUCUCAUGAUGGGAAGGGGCACACACUUCUCUGCCCUUCUGAUCAGGAAAGAGCGCGAGCAUCCAAACUGAGCUUUCUGUAUGUGCAUAGGGGCCAGAUCCUGUAAGGUCCUGUCAGAUUCAGAGCACAGUCAACUCUGAUUGUAAGUACGCAGCAUCUGGCAGGAAGUACUCAACAGCUCACAUAAUGGGCCCUCAGAACAAUGCCUGCAAAGUACUGAGCAUCUUUAGUGAAUUGAGGGCACUUUACUCCCAGUCACUUGAAUGGAACUUGAGGUUGCUCAGCAUUUGUCAGGAGACAAUUGGCACUCUGCAGAAUUGGGUCUAAACAGGUCGGGAGCCUAAAGAGAGUCCCUCAUCCAUAGAUCACGCCCACACAGGUAUGUUGCAGAUAUUAGCUGUUGUCUUGCUGGAGCACUGUGGCAAGAUUUUUCCCUCUUACAUGAUGUAAUAAGACUCUUAACUUCCUCUUAUCCCUCUUGGGUACCAGUGCAGCACAGGACAGGAUGUAGCCCUGAGUAGUCACUAGCUUACCUGGCAUAGUCAUUUGUCAUUCCCUUUGAACUACUGACCAUUUUUCUCCCUCUAGUAUGUAGCAUUUUCUUUCAAAGAAUAAUAAAAUUUUUGUUUUUGUAAUGGAGUGUUGAACUAUUCAGUGUGGGGAGAGAUGUUUGAAAACCCUGCAUUAAAGAGAACACUUUUGACAUACAAUAAAAUGUGUCAAAUUAAUUUUUCUACUUUUGUAAAAAAAUGUAAGUUUAUAAAACAGGAAUAGUCUUCUCUAUUAACUGUGUAUAACAGGAGCAAUGCUUCAAUGUAAUUGGAAAUGAUUUAGAGUGGGUACCUUGGCCAAAUACUUAAAUUUCUAUUUUCUUUUAUUCUUCUCAGCAUCAUUUUCAGCAGUUUACAAAAAUAUUGAUGAGUUAUCUUGACUAAAGGACUAAUUCUACAAAGGGCUGAGUCCCUGCUGCGAGAUGUGAGUGCUAUCAGCUUU